UCUAAUCACUCAUUUUAUAAACGUUAUUGACUGUGAUCGGUCAACACGCUGUCAGCCAACGUUUAGUAUUGAAAGGCGGAAAGAAUAAAAGAAUAUGGCCAUAGCUGCGGAGUUCAGCAAAACUCUAUGAACACAACACUUGCAAUAGAAAAAAGUACUUGAAAGUUAAAAGUAACGAUGUCUUGAGAAUUUUGGAGGAACUGAUUAGGCUGCCAAAAAGACAAAAAAAUGGCAGCAGAGUCUCUAGUGAGCUUUCUGCUUGACAAGCUCGCUAGCUUUGUUGAAAAUGAGAUUCCACUCUUGAAGGGGGAUCGGCAAGAAGCUUUGUUUCUGAGAGGAGAAUUAGAGCGCACGAGGGCUUUGCUGAAGAUUGCAGAUGCGUUGGAAGAAAGUGAUGAGGAGCUCAAAGUGUGGCUUAAGCAAGUAAGAGAGAUUGUUUAUGAAACAGAAGAUGCUCUUGAUGAAUACAGACUUCUUCAAGCACAUGAUCAAUGUCAUGGGCUUGGACUCUAUGGUUAUCUCCACAAAUUUUCAUGUUGUAUCAAGAGCAUGAAGGCUCGUUCUCGUAUUAUUUCUGAAUUAAAUUGCAUCAACUCCAGAUUCAAAAAUAUUUCCGAGGUUCAUGAGAGGCUGCUUCCCAAAUUCACUAGAGCCGAACAAGGUUCAGGCAUCACAAGUGCAGGAAAUACAUGGGAGUAUCGUCGAGGGGAUGCUCUUCUUCUCGACAAGACUGAUUUAGUUGGGAUGGAUGAGCCUAAGCAGAAGCUGGUGGAGUGGCUGGUAAAGGGUGGUUAUGGACGUGAAGUGGUUUCUGUGUUAGCAAUGGGUGGAAUGGGGAAAACUACCUUGGCAAAGCAAGUAUAUGAUGAUCCAGAAGUGAAGAAACACUUCAAAAGACGUGCAUGGAUCACUGUUUCUCAAUCUUUCAAGAUGGAAGAACUCCUCAGAGACAUGAUCCAUCAAAUCUACAGCGUAGUCAGCAGACCAGUUCCAGAAGGUUUAGACAGCAUGAACAAAGACCGGCUGAGAAGAAUAGUCAAGGAUUUGCUCCAGAAAAGGAGCCGGAUAAUCCUCACCACACGUAAUGCUGAUGUGGCCUCCUCCUCUGGUGUUGAAUCCGUAGGUAAGGUCUAUAACUUGAAGCCCUUGACCCCAGAAGAAUCUUGGCAACUUUUCAGCAGGAAGACCUUUCAAUUGAAUGAAUGCCCUAGUUAUCUCAAGGAAAUCUGUCAAUAUACUUUAAAAAAGUGUGAGGGACUUCCCCUUGCAAUUGUGGCAAUCAGUGGUGUUUUGGCUACAAAAGACAAGCGCAGGACUGAUGAGUGGAAUAUGGUUGGCCGCAGUCUUGGGGCUGAAAUUGAUGGAAAUGAUAAACUCCAGGAUCUGAAGAAAGUACUUUGGCUCAGUUUCAAUGAUUUGCCAUUCUACCUAAGAUCUUGUUUUCUAUACUUGAGCAUAUUUCCAGAGGACUAUUGUAUUGAGCAAAUGAGAGUAAUACGAUUAUGGAUAGCAGAGGGAUUCAUUGAAGCCAAAGAAGGGAAAACACUGGAAGAAGUUGCAGAGGACUACCUCAAUGAACUGUUGAAUAGAGGCCUACUGCAAGUGGCAGGCACAACCACCGACGGAAGGGUCAAACUGUAUCGCAUCCAUGACCUGCUCCGGGAGAUCAUCAUGUCAAAGGCUAGAGAUCAGAACUUCACCUCCAUAGCUAAGGACCACAACAUGACGAGACCUGAUAAGGUUCGACGCCUUGCUAUACAUAAUUCAUUGCAAAAUAUACAAGAAAACAGGUCUGUUUCUCGUCUACGUUCUUUGUUUAUCUUUCGGGUGGUAGAAAAGCUGUACAUACAAAGAUUGUUUCCUGGAGGUUUUAAGCUGCUAAGUGUGUUGGAUUUGCAAAAUGCACGUUUAAACAAGUUUCCAAUGGAUAUAGUCAACCUCUACUACUUGAAAUAUCUAAGCUUCAGAAGUACCAAGGUUAAAACCAUUCCAAGCCUCAUAAGGAAGCUCCAGAACCUGGAGACUUUGGAUCUUAAACAUUCUCGAGUCACUGAAUUGCCUGUUGAGAUCUUGAAGCUCCAACGACUUCGGCAUCUCCUUGUAUAUCAUUUCGAACUUGAAUCUUAUGAAUAUUUUCACUCGAGAUAUGGUUUUAAGGUUCAAGGAAAUAUAGGGGCUCUGCGAUCCCUACAAAAGCUGUGUUUCAUAGAAGCGAACCAAGGCAGUGACACCAUAAUGCUAGAGCUGGGGAAACUCUAUCAACUAAGGAGGCUAGGCAUUGUAAAGCUGAGAAAAGAAGAUGGGAAGUCUCUGUGUUCAUCCCUUACAAAGCUGACUAACCUUCGUGCGUUGUCUUUAACUUCAAUAGAGGAGGAAGAGAUUCUUGAUUUGCAGCACCUUUCUUCUCCACCUCCAUUGAUUCAGCGAGUCUAUUUGCGAGGACGUUUGGAAACAUUACCUCACUGGAUACCAUCACUCCAUGGUCUGGUCAGAUUGUCCUUGAAAUGGAGUAGAUUAAUGGAUGAUCCACUUGUGCUCCUCCAAAAACUACCCAAUCUAGUUCACCUCGAAUUACUUCAAGCUUUUGAGGGAGACACAUUGUAUUUUGGGACCGGGGGGUUCAAGAAGCUCAAGGUUUUAGGCCUUGACGAAUUCAGUGAACUUAGAUGCAUGCAAGUGGAGGCUGGAGCAAUGCCUUGUGUUGAAAAGCUAAUUAUCCAACGCUGCGAAUUGCUGAAGAGGGUGCCAAUAGGAAUUGAAUAUCUCACCAACUUGAAAGUUCUUGAAUUUUUUGACAUGCCUGAAGAAUUCAUACAGACACUUCGCCCAGAUGACAAUCAAAGUGAUUAUUGGAAAGUUGCUCACAUCCCAGAAGUCUAUUCUACCUACUGGAGAGAAGGUGGAUGGGAGGUCAAUCCUUUGGAUCUGGGUGAUGGAGAAAAUUUUCCCCGGCCCGGUACUAUCACUAGGAGGGACCAUGAACUUCAAUCACGUUGGAAGUGAUGUAUUCACAGGCGUGGGCUCAAUAUUUCAUCACCUCACUUGUAAAUGACAGUUUGUAUAUGUGUAACUUCUCACUGUAGUUGGAUCAUAGGUGAUAAAUAUAUAUAUGGUUCUGCUGUGGUUCACGAGGUCUAUGAUGCUCAGAGCGCGCCUAAAAAUAAACCAGGAUGUGAAUUUGUUGGGGGAUCAGAGUUUGUAAAUCUUGUAAAUGAUUGUAUAUACUCAUUGUAUAUAAAUAAUCUUGGAGUACUCUUGCAAAAGAGCCACUAGGUUUUGAGUGGUGAAUUGCACAUUGUAAAUAUGUUAUGAUGACUGUAAGUACUCCAGCAGUAUUGGGAAUCAUGUAAAAAUUGUAACUACUCUUUUAUCAAUGGAACAGAGAAAAACCUCAGGUUGUCUGUAAA
Messenger RNA from Juglans regia (Persian walnut), 3407 nucleotides. RefSeq names its product disease resistance protein RPM1-like. Gene Ontology annotation, biological process: defense response to other organism. The coding region runs from base 229 to 3003 and encodes 924 amino acids. The transcript has 2 exons. Gene Ontology annotation, molecular function: ADP binding. The record is from RefSeq and is a predicted model, not a curated record. Lineage: Eukaryota; Viridiplantae; Streptophyta; Magnoliopsida; Fagales; Juglandaceae.